Messenger RNA from Theileria equi strain WA, 752 nucleotides. RefSeq lists its product as hypothetical. The transcript has a single exon. Lineage: Eukaryota; Apicomplexa; Aconoidasida; Piroplasmida; Theileriidae. Bases 86 to 457 code for a protein of 123 amino acids. The record is from RefSeq and is a predicted model, not a curated record.
UACAUGGGAAUUUUGCUCGUAAUCAUUUGCACUCUCUGCGGUUAGAUCAACUGGAACUUCUGGAAGCUGAGCUAGUCCGUCUAAAAUGAGCUCAUCUAUGCCAUCCUCUUCUUCUUCCUCAUCCUCUUCUUCUUCCUCAUCCUCUUCAUUACCAUCAUCUUGUUCUUGUCCAUUUUCUUCCUGGCUAAUUUCUUCCAGCUUAUCAUCAAAUUCGUUCUCAGAGAUGCCCUUCCACUCUCCAGAGGCUUUGCUGAAGUGGAGGUUUUCACGAUCUGCUCCUUGCCUGAGUUGCAAGCGGAGAAGAACAACUUCUCCUUUGUGGUAUAAAUCGACAGUUAUACAUUUGACCUCUUUGGGUGCUUGCCAGAUUUCAUUUUCUUCUUCCGUAACUUUGAUGAAGAAUCUACUCCCCUUUGGGAUGAAUGACUUGUACUUUACUCCAUCUUCUUCUCCUUGAUCUACUGUGAUGUUUGAAUCGACCUGCGCGAGAUCCAGCACAAGCUCGGAGGCCGCGGGUGCAGCAACAACUGCGACUACACUCUGACUACAGAGCAAGUGCAAAAAUAUAGAGGAAAUGACUACUGUGAUUCUCAUCCCUCCAAAGUCCUAGAAAGCCGGAGGAAGAAACGAUAACUCAAAGUUCAUGGGGUCCAGGAAUGAAGAUUUAGAGAAGUUAAUUCAUAUAUUACAAGUACGAUUACAGGCUUAAAUUUACCAAAAACAUGAUGGAAAUUGCUGGUUCAAUGUUACAU